AUGAAUAUGUCGCUGCGUACAUUCUGUAUUAUUCCCCAUGAGUCUCGCGAUGAUAACUUCUUUGACGCCGUCUUUGAAGACGGUUUAAGGGUACUGCAUUCUGGCCGCUUACACUCGCUCUCUUUGUCGCAUGUCUUAAGUCCUGCCCACGAUAUUGUUGGCCAUGUAGUAGGCCCGUUGCUGGAACAGGUUCGACAGGGCGGUAAUGCAACCCUCAUUGUAGCGAUACCGGAUGAUGAAAAUGGCGAAGGUGACGCUAACGGUAUGAAUAGCAGUAAUAGCAGCAACAAUACUGCUGCCUAUGAGUCCCAUAAUGGGGGAGGUAAAAUUACAUCGGGGGAAGAAUUAGAGGUGGCAUUUGAACUCUACGCGCACUUUAUUCCGCUCCUUUUUCGGGCAGCUGAGCAGUGCUGCUUUGCGCGUGUGUCUGCCGUUGCCUUCCGCGUUGAUGGUAAAACGGUGUAUGAUCUUCUUCAGCAGCGUGAGGUGCGGGGGGUGGGGGAGGCGCAGUACCACGUGGUGGAGCGCGAGGGGUCCUCGUCGCGGUGGGGGGCCAUUCUGCGGUUCCUGCAGGACUUCCCGCCCGCCCUCGUGGGGCCCUCCUCCUCCUCCUCUUCUUCUUCUUUCUCCUCGUCGGUGGUGGUGGUGCGGGUGGAGCUGGCGGGGUACGGGGCGGUGGGGGUCGUGCGGGCCGGCGGUGGGGCCGACGCCCUCCAGCAGUUCGACCGCCUCCUCCGCAGCGGCGGGGGCCGGACGUUCCCGCCCCGCGGGCCCCUCACCGCCGCCCUCCGCAACGCCGUCCCCCCCGCCGCCCGCACGCAUUUCGUCGGCAUCCCCACCCCACGAACUGCCCCACGCGGCACCAUGCGGCUGCUCAGGUGUAUGGCAGAACUAUGCCGCGAAACAGUGGCGACACCACGGGGGCAUGCAGCAUCGUUAAACGAGUCAGUGAAACCACAAAAAGAGGAGGAGGAGGAGGAGCAGCAGCAGCGGCAGCAACAACAACAACAAUUGCAACAAAAACAACAGGUGAAGCAAAAGGAUCCGAAGGAGCAUCCCUACGCAUGGAGUGGGGAGUUGUUUGUAGAUCCUUCACAGUGUCUGCGUCCGAUAUCAAGUAAGAGAUGUAAUACCCACGGACCGAAUUGGGAUUGGGGCACUGCUCGACCGGAGCAUACACCGCGAGAUGGCAACAUAACGAAGUCACAUACUUCUCCCAUAUUAGUGACUGGGGAAGAAAAAGAAAAAACUGUAGAUAAUGUUACAUCCCAAAACUCAAGGGAGCAAGCUCUUGUUAGUCGUGCGGCGGCACUAGAUCGUACAAAUCGUGAACUUGUAGCAGCCUUGUCAUCGGCGAAGGCAGAAGUGAAACACUUAAUGGAGAUGCAGCAGGUAUCGCAGGAGGCUCUACGGCAGAAACAAGACGCUCUUCUUUCUUUGACAGCAUCUAGUGAAAAGGCCAAAGAGGAGAAUGUAGAUUAUGCAAAGUUGGUGCCAAGGUUACUUCGUAAAGUGAAAGACCUAGAGAAGGAACGAGACUCCUUGCGAGAAACUAUAAAAGAACAGGAAGUUAAGAAUAGUAACAUUCAGGAGGCAUACCAGAAAUUACAGGAUCAAUUCCAGAGACUACAAAAGGAGAUGAAAGCCAUGUCUAAGAAAGAAACACAGCGUCUACGGGAACAAGCCCUUAAGCGUAUUGGAACUACAGAAGACAGGAACGAAUCUCUUAAUAAAAGUCGCAAGGGAAGUUCUCACAUACAGACCCGUAGGAAGUCUAAAUCACCGGUAGUUGAAUCUAGCAGACGUUCAAGAAGCGCCUCCAUAACGCCACCAGUGGAGAGUGGUUCGUCGCUUCUUGAAGCAAUUGAGGAACUUAGAGAACGUAAUACUUCAUUAGAGACUGAGCUUCGAGAGCUUCGAAGUCAAAAAACUAUUGCAGCUAUUCCUACUUCUGAUUGUAAUAAUGGUGUUAAUCAUAUCCGUAAUGAUAGUAGUAAUUUGGCUCCAGGUGGUGGUAGCGCUAAACCAGUGGUUAGGUGUUCUUCCUGUGACUUGACAAAACGUCACCUGCAAAGACUCUCCGAGGAAUUUGAACGCACUUGCAAAGAAAAAGAGCGCCUACAGUGCCUCCUUACUGACCGUUCUUUUCAAUCAUCUAAUCUAUUAGGAGGAGUAACGACGACGACGACGACACCAACAACAACAAAAGCAUUACGAGAUGCGGUUAGUAUUGUUGCUACUUCUAUCAUGGCUGGAUGCGAGUCGUUACGAACGCAAUUAGAACAUCUUGAGACCGAGGUUCAACGUCAUGGACGAAAAAGUUUUCAAGACUCCUUUCCAAGCGGUGUAUUCCGCGAACACAUGGAAGCCUUGGCUGCAGUGUCUGCAGCUGUGCAAGACAUUAACAGCAGACGUUAUCGUGGAGUAGAGAAUUAUGAACGCAUAGUUCCUUCAUGUGCUACAGCAGCGGAUACUGAGCAGAUGUCGAGUGUGCUUUCUUUUGAAGUGGAACGUGGGACUCGUCUGCGUGCCUUUAUACCAACGUUUGCUCAGCUUUCUGUAGCAACAGAACACCUGCGGAUGCGUGUUUUUCCUGCAGAAUCUUGA
Messenger RNA from Trypanosoma theileri, 2607 nucleotides. RefSeq lists its product as uncharacterized. The record is from RefSeq and is a predicted model, not a curated record. Bases 1 to 2607 code for a protein of 868 amino acids. The transcript has a single exon. Lineage: Eukaryota; Euglenozoa; Kinetoplastea; Trypanosomatida; Trypanosomatidae.